AUGAACGCAGUGAAGUGUGGUGGUGGUGGUGGUGGUCAUGUUAGCGAUCGUAGAAGUGGGGUGGUGCUCAUUGGCGCAGUGGUAAGUGUCUUGGCGGAGAGGGUGGCCAGGCGAGGGUUCGGUUCCGGCCAAGGGCAGUACACGGCAAUGAUGUUAGAUGAAUUUCUUCAACUGAACGGACUACUCACCCAUUGGGUGGUGUCUGCAAGGUGGACACAAUAA
Messenger RNA from Anisakis simplex (herring worm), 222 nucleotides. Lineage: Eukaryota; Metazoa; Nematoda; Chromadorea; Rhabditida; Anisakidae. The record is from the annotation of a GenBank genome assembly.